AUGGGUGGUGAGAAAUUCUCAAACGAAGCAGGGAAACCAAUUCGAUGCAAAGCUGCGGUGGCUCGGAAACCGGGAGAGCCUCUUGUAAUGGAGGAGAUAAUGGUGGCUCCUCCGAGUCGUCAUGAAGUUCGUGUCCGAAUUAUCUGCACCUCUCUCUGCCAUAGCGAUGUCACUUUCUGGAAAAUGAAGGUUCUUCCUGCUGUUUUUCCAAGAAUUUUUGGGCAUGAGGCUAUCGGAGUUGUGGAGAGUGUAGGGGAGGACGUGGACGAGGUUGUCAAAGGGGAUGUUGUGGUUCCUGUAUUCUUGGCAAAUUGUGGAGAUUGUGCAGACUGCAAAUCAAACAAGAGUAACCUUUGUUCGACCCUUCCCUUCCAGCUCAGUCCUUGGAUGCCUAGAGACCAGACUGGUAGAUUCACAGACCUAAAAGGAGAGGUUUUAUACCAUUUCCUAAACGUGUCAAGUUUUAGUGAAUAUACAGUGCUGGACAUUGCUCAUCUUGUGAAGAUUGAUCCUUCAGUUCCUCCAAAUAAAGCAUGCCUCCUCAGUUGCGGAGUAUCCACAGGGGUUGGAGCUGCAUGGAGAACUGCAAAUGUUGAGAAAGGAUCAACUGUUGCCAUAUUUGGGCUGGGUUCAAUUGGAUUAGCAGUUGCAGAGGGUGCAAGAAUAUGUGGUGCUGCUAAAAUUAUAGGGGUGGAUGUGAAUCUAGAAAAGUUUGAAAUUGGAAAAAAAUUUGGAGUCACAGACUUUGUCAAUGUUGGAGAAUGUGGGGAUAAACCUGUGAGCGAGGUGAUCCUUGAGAUGACUGGUGGGGGAGCAGACUAUUGCUUUGAAUGUGUCGGUUUGUCGUCCUUGAUGGAGCAAGCAUAUGCUAGUUGCCGAAAGUUUGCAAAUCUUCGUGUAAUUCAGGGAUGGGGAAAGACAGUCGUCUUAGGGGUGGGCCUUCCAGGGUCACAGAUCAGCAUUCCCUCUCUGGAUCUGCUUCACAGCGGGAAAACCCUCAUAGGAGCCCUGUUUGGUGGUCUCAAAGCUAAAUCUGAUAUUCCAGUUCUCUUAAAGCGUUACAUGGACAAGGAUCUGCAGUUGGAUAAGUUUGUUACGCAUGAGGUCAAUUUUGAAGACAUAAACAAAGCCUUUGAUUUAUUACUUGAAGGAAAGAGUCUCCGAUGUGUAAUUUGGAUGGACAAACAAGGAUGA
Dovyalis caffra is the source of this 1194-nucleotide messenger RNA. Lineage: Eukaryota; Viridiplantae; Streptophyta; Magnoliopsida; Malpighiales; Salicaceae. The record is from the annotation of a GenBank genome assembly.